Messenger RNA from Closterium sp. NIES-65, 1551 nucleotides. Lineage: Eukaryota; Viridiplantae; Streptophyta; Zygnematophyceae; Desmidiales; Closteriaceae. The record is from the annotation of a GenBank genome assembly.
AUGGGCCUGAACACAAGCUCAUGGGAGCCGGAAGAACAUUUGACUGAUACUGCGGUUCAGUCUUACAUGGAAGACCUGGCUCAGCGAGCACUCCCACAACCAGCGGAUGGUGUUGACCCUGGCAACAACUCCAAUGCUGAACUUGAAGCUUGUGUGCAGAAAAUUGACCUGAACAACAUGGAUGAGGAAAUGGUUGAGAAGGAACCUGCUGUUGACUCUCCUGCAAGGGACCCUCCAACUGCUGAAAAUUCCAAGGAGCAGGAAGGGGAGUCUCAGGAGGAUGACAUUGAGUUGGAAGGGGAGGAGGACAUUCUGCAGGCUGAAAUUGCUAAGCUGCAGGAUCAUGCUGUUGAGCAGGAUACGCGCAUCCAGCAGCAGCAGUCACUCAUCACCAACCUCACGAGGGAGCUCUCUGACCAGGACGACAAAAUCAAGUACCUGGAAGUUGAGCUCAAGAACAUGAAGCACGACGCGCGUGAGCACGUUCACCAGCUGGCGAGGCAGACCUCAAAGAUCAACGAGCUGCGCGAGGCCUUCAGUGCCCUCCGAAGGGAGACCAUGUAUCGCCCUGCACCACGAGCGGACCCGCCUACCAACUCUGCUAGCGGUCGCACCAACCCUUCUCGCUCUGGUGGUGCAGGGGGUGACCCUGGUCCUUCUACGCAGCGCGCUGCUGAGCCGAGCACGCAGGCCUUUGGCUCUCUGCCGAUCACCCUGCCGCCAUUCAUACAUGGCAAGACGGACGUGGCUGCGUGGUUGUCAAUAAUGACCGACCUGUUCAAGGCGCACAAGGUCCAGGACGACGCUCGCGUCGUCGCUGCCACCACCGUGCUGGACCAGAACGCACAGCGAGUGGUGUAUGGCAGCAAGAUCCAGGCUGAGGCGGAUAGGAAGCCGUUUGGGUGGGAGGAAUUCGCUUCUGCACUCAAGCAGGCUUUCCAGGUCCAGCCGACCCAGCUGGAGGUGCGCAGUCGCCUUGAGAAGCUGCAGUGCGGGAACCGCACAGUGCAGCAAUACGCUGUGGAGUUCGAGGAGAUUUGGGUGCUGCAGAAACCGGCUGAGCGCAUGAGCGAGGGUGAGAAGAUCCAUCUGUUCUUCAGGGGGCUGCCUGAGCACCUCAAGAACAUGCAUAUGACGGAUGGGGCUGGGGAGGCAUGGCGGUCCUAUGAUCACGUGAAGCGCGUGGUGGGGACCACUGAUAAGCACUUCCGCGCUUAUGCCAAAACCACUACCCAGCCGCAGCAGGCCUCAAGGCCGUCUUCUAGCACUGGGGGUCCGAGUGGAAGGCAGCAGUGUUCGCCUUGGAAGGGCGGGAACCACAAGAGGCCCUUCCAGCAGGGGCAGCAGGCUGACCACAAGGCCAAGAAGGUCAACGAGGGUGGACCAAGCAAUGUCCAGAGCUGCUUCAAGUGCGGCAAGCCUGGACACAAGGGCUAUGAGUUCCGCCACCGCAAGUCGGUGAAGUACUCUGGCAAGCCCAAGACGGACAACAAGCGCAAUGACGGCAGUGGUCCCUCGGGCAGCCAGCGGGAUUUUGCAAAGCCCAACUAG